This is a messenger RNA of Phalaenopsis equestris, 1064 nucleotides long. RefSeq names its product glucuronoxylan 4-O-methyltransferase 1-like. Lineage: Eukaryota; Viridiplantae; Streptophyta; Magnoliopsida; Asparagales; Orchidaceae. The transcript has a single exon. Gene Ontology annotation, biological process: xylan biosynthetic process. The record is from RefSeq and is a predicted model, not a curated record. Bases 161 to 1039 code for a protein of 292 amino acids.
CAAACCAUUAGAGAGUCUUCUUCCUCCCACCACUUCGCUUCCACUACAAGAACAACCUCCUCAUCCUAUUCUCCAUCCACCAUCUUCUCCCAAAAAAAAAAAAAAAAAAAAAAAAAAACCCUAGAAACUCAAUCUCCUCUUCAUUCUUCCUUCUUCCCCCAUGAAAUCAAAGCUCUCCUACUUGUUCAGAAAAAUGACUUGGUCCCGAAUCCAAAACAGCCUGCAUAUAAAGCUCCUUCUCCUCACCCUCCUCCUCCUCUUCCUCUUCUUACUACUCCUCCGUCCCAACCCCUCCUCAUCCCAAUCGCCAACCCUCACCGCCGCCUCCACCGCCUCAUGUUCUACCAAGAUCCCCGAAACAUUAGCGGAGACGAUCAUCCACUACGCAACCUCAAACACCACCCCGCAACAGACCCGCGCGGAGAUCUCCGUCGCCGCUGGAGUUCUCCAACAUCGCUCCCCCUGCAGAUUCCUCGUCUUUGGCCUCGGCCUCGACAGCCCUAUGUGGGCCGGACUCAACCAUGGCGGUCGCACCAUCUUCCUCGAAGAAGACGAAUCAUGGAUCGCUAAGGUUCGCGCUCGAUUCCCCUCUCUGGAGGCCUACCAUGUCCGAUACGAUACCAGAGUCCGCGACGCCGACGAUCUGAUGGAGAUCGGGAGGAGGCCGGAGUGCUCCUCGUCGGCGGCGGAGAAGAAGGGGUUGAGGGAUUCGGCGUGCCGGCUGGCGUUGAAGGGAUUGCCAGAUGUGUUUUAUGAAGGGGAUUGGGAUCUGAUAAUGGUGGAUGCGCCGACGGGUUGGAUUCCGGAGGCGCCGGGGAGGAUGGGGGCGAUUUAUACGGCGGGGAUGGCGGCGAGGGGGAGGAAUGGGGAUGGGGAAACCGAUAUUUUUGUUCAUGAUGUGGAUCGGAAGGUGGAAGAUGAGUUUUCAAAGCAGUUUUUGUGCGAAGGUUAUCUCGUGGAGCAGGUGGGAAGGCUUCGCCAUUUUCGUCUUCCAAGCUACAGGAAGAAGGAGAUGCCUUUUUGCCCUUCUGUUAUGUAAGCUUGCUUUGAUUGAGCUUAUAUUA